Molecule: messenger RNA, 677 nt
Organism: Uloborus diversus
Lineage: Eukaryota; Metazoa; Arthropoda; Arachnida; Araneae; Uloboridae
Exons: 4
Coding region: 119-499 (126 amino acids)
Source: RefSeq, a predicted model, not a curated record
AAAUUUAUGUGUCUAAAGAUGAAACAUAAGAACUUAUAACUUGCAAAUUUAAUUUAUAUAAACAAAGUUUUGUUGUUAAUAAAGUUUAUCAAUUUGCUUCUAGGAAAUUGCAACUAUUAUGAUGGCUCGAGAAAAAGCCAUUCUCAUGAAGACUAAGAAAAGAAACGAUAACUCAAAACCAAUUAGUUUAUUUGCUGCACCAUAUUUUCGAGAUGGGAGAGGAAGAGUACCUGCUGCCAAUGAGGAUACUAUGGGAAAAAGAAAGACCUGUCCUGUUGAUGCAUAUUUAAUGGCUCCUAAACCUUGGCUUGCUGCAGAAAGCCAGAAACUGAUGGAUGGAGUUGCAGAUAGUGUGCUUAAUGAAGCCUUAAAGCCAUAUAAAUUAAGGCGUGAUCAUUUAAGAAAUAAGUUAAAGGACGUUAAUUUGCCUGAAUUCGAAGAGCCUGUAAUUCAGUUGGAGCUGGAAAACAUCGAGUAUGAGAUAGAAAAAUUGCAGUAAGUUUUUUAAUUUUCUCUUUAGCUCAUAAUAUUCUUUUUGUUUGUAUUUAUUGAUAAGUAUGUUUUCUUCCUCUAGAGAACGACCACUUGAAGAUCUCUUUAAACUAGCUAAUGGGAAAAUCGAUUGGAUGACUAUAUCUGCUACUACAGUAAGUAGAUAGUGUUUCUUUUUUUUACCA